AUGGCCAACCUUCCUCUAUCACGAAACUGGCCGGAGAUUCGACAGGCUCUAGAACACGCUCGCGAAUGCGAAGAUGGCCCCGUGAAUGCCCAAUCGGCCGCCGUCCUGGAGGCUGCCAUUACCGAACUGUGGAAUCGCAUCCAAGCCCAACCAGAUAGCUAUGUGCUCACGCCAGACGAGUUCGCCCUCUUCAAUUACUUCCUUACCACACGCUACCGUGGCUCGCCCGUCGCCCAGAGCGCCGUGGCUCGUUUCUGGAACAACUACCAAGGAAAUACGAACUACGAUGGCGUUGCCAACUAG
Molecule: messenger RNA, 303 nt
Organism: Penicillium roqueforti
Lineage: Eukaryota; Fungi; Ascomycota; Eurotiomycetes; Eurotiales; Aspergillaceae
Exons: 1
Coding region: 1-303 (100 amino acids)
Source: RefSeq, a predicted model, not a curated record